Ochlerotatus camptorhynchus is the source of this 3231-nucleotide messenger RNA. Its product is annotated as glycine dehydrogenase (decarboxylating), mitochondrial. Gene Ontology annotation, biological process: glycine decarboxylation via glycine cleavage system. Gene Ontology annotation, cellular component: glycine cleavage complex; mitochondrion. Bases 173 to 3190 code for a protein of 1005 amino acids. Gene Ontology annotation, molecular function: pyridoxal phosphate binding; glycine dehydrogenase (decarboxylating) activity; glycine binding. NCBI's taxonomy places the organism in Eukaryota, Metazoa, Arthropoda, Insecta, Diptera, Culicidae. The transcript has 5 exons. The record is from RefSeq and is a predicted model, not a curated record.
AAAUCGUUCUACUGAUCGGGUGUUCCAUAAAGUGCGACUAGAAGUGCCGUGUGACCGUUUGAUACAAAGUGCUAAGCAAGUGAUUUAUUGAUGAUGUGUAUUUCUUAAAUCUGGAAACCUCUUUAGAAUUGUGUUCAGUUAAAUUUACAAAGGGAAAACUAAGAAUUAAACAAUGCAACGUGCUAUUUUCAACAAAUCGCUCCAAUAUGUUGGACAUAAAACCAUUUCCAAUAGGCAUAAAUCCUUAUUGCCGAUACUAUCCAAUCAACUCAAUUUCAACAACCAACUGCAACGAUACCUGGCCACAGUAGAGGAAGUUUUCCCCAACAAACCUGACUUCGCUUCACGCCACAUAGGUCCCCGAAAAACGGAUGUCGUUACCAUGCUAAACUCUAUCGGUUUUAAGUCAUUGGACGAGCUAUCGGAGAAGGCAGUGCCGGAUGCUAUCAAGUUUAACAGAAUCCUGAACAUUGAAGAUCCCUUGAAUGAGCAUGAACUUAUCGACCGAAUCCGAGCCAUUGCGAACAAGAACGAAGUAUGGAGAUCGUACAUAGGUAUGGGUUAUAACAACUGCCUAGUUCCACAUCCUAUCCUGCGGAAUAUUUUCGAAAACCCUGGAUGGACCACACAAUAUACUCCGUACCAGCCGGAAAUAAGUCAAGGUCGGUUGGAAUCCUUGUUGAAUUUUCAAACCCUAGUUACCGAGCUUACCGGACUUGAGAUCGCCAAUGCAUCGCUACUGGAUGAAGGAACAGCUGCGGCCGAAGCAAUGAGCCUAUGUCAUCGUUACAAUAAGCGGAAGAAGAUUUUUAUUUCUCGUAAGCUACAUCCCCAAACCGUUGCAGUUGUGAGAACCCGUCUCGAAGCUUUCGGUAUUGAGGUACUGGUAGGAUCGGUUAGAGAAAUUGACUUCGCAGAUCAUGAAAUAUCCGGUAUACUUUUGCAAUAUCCUGAUACUUUUGGAGACGUGCAGGACUUUGAACAGGUAUCUGCAGAUUGUAAGAAAAAUGGAACACUUGUUGCUGUAGCAACUGACCUAAUGGCACUGACUCUUUUGAGAUCACCGGCGGAAUUUGGAGCAGAUAUUGCUAUUGGAUCUGCCCAACGAUUCGGUGUUCCUCUGGGAUAUGGUGGGCCCCAUGCUGCAUUCUUCGCAUGCCGACAAAAGUUAACCAGAUUGAUUCCUGGUAGAAUGAUUGGUGUUACAAGAGACAUGGAUGGUCAGGACGCUUAUCGGUUGGCUUUGCAAACAAGAGAGCAACAUAUCCGAAGAGAUAAAGCUACCAGUAAUAUUUGCACUGCUCAAGCACUGCUAGCCAAUAUGGCGGCAAUGUAUGCGAUCUAUCACGGGCCUGAAGGCUUGAAAAACAUUUCUAACAGAAUUCAUAACUACGCCUUAACCCUUAAUGCAGGAUUGAUCAAAGCUGGACAUGAACAGUUGAAUAAGGCCUUUUUCGAUACCUUGCACGUUAUUCCACAUGGAAUGAGUACAACAGAGGUCAAAGCAAGGGCUGAAGCAAAAAAGAUCAAUUUGCGUUAUUUCGACGAUGAAUCAAUUGGUGUUUCAAUGGACGAGACGGUUAAAACAUCAGAUGUUGCUGACCUUUUGUGGGUAUUCAAUUGUCCUGAUCUGGAAACAACACUUGCUGAUCCUAUUGCUAUGACCUUGUCUAUUCACAAGACGCAAUUCAAACGUACAUCACCGUUCCUAACACAUCCGAUCUUCAACAAACAUCAUAGCGAAGCAAGGAUGGUUCGCUACAUGAAACAGCUCGAGAACAAGGAUAUCUCCCUUGUUCAUUCAAUGAUACCCCUUGGUUCGUGUACCAUGAAACUCAACUCUACAACGGAAAUGAUACCUUGCUCAUUCCGGCAAUUCACAGAACUUCACCCAUUUGCACCAAUUGAUCAGGCUAAAGGCUACAAACAGAUGUUUGAUGAACUAGAAAAAGAUCUUUGUGAAAUAACGGGAUAUGAUAAAAUCUCCUUCCAGCCAAACAGUGGAGCUCAGGGUGAAUAUGCUGGUCUUAGAGCCAUUCGAAGCUACCAUGAAUCCCGAGGAGAAGGUAACAGAACCAUUUGUUUGAUCCCAAUCAGCGCUCAUGGAACGAACCCCGCCUCAGCGCAAAUGGCUGGUAUGCGGGUAGAGGCCAUCAAAGUAAAUAGCAGCACCGGAAUGGUUGAUACUGCUCACCUGAAAGAAAAAGUUGAACAGCAUUCAAAGAAUCUCUCUUGCUUGAUGAUCACGUAUCCGUCAACUAAUGGAAUUUUCGAAGACAACGUUGUCGACGUAUGCGAACUUGUCCACAAACAUGGCGGUCAAGUGUAUUUAGACGGAGCGAACAUGAACGCUCAAGUGGGACUUUGUCGGCCCGGAGAUUUCGGAAGUGACGUAUCACAUUUGAAUCUACAUAAAACUUUCUGCAUUCCACAUGGCGGUGGUGGCCCAGGAAUGGGGCCCAUUGGCGUGAAGGCUCAUCUGGCACCAUUCCUUCCGACCCAUCCUGUUAUUGAUCCCUUGGCAGGGACCGAUAAUAAAAGCUUCGGUGUUGUGAGCGCUGCACCGUACGGAAGCUCGUCCAUUUUGCCAAUCUCAUGGUCAUAUAUUAAAUUAAUGGGUGGUCGUGGCCUACGUCGGGCAACACAAGUUGCCAUCCUCAAUGCCAACUAUAUGUCAAAGCGAAUGGAAAACCACUUCAAAACAUUGUACACGGAUCCGAACACCGGUUUGGUGGCCCACGAAUUCAUCAUGGAUGUGCGGGACUUUAAAAGAACUGCCAAUAUUGAAGCAGUCGAUAUUGCUAAACGCUUGAUGGACUACGGAUUCCAUGCACCAACUAUGUCCUGGCCUGUGACGGGAACACUUAUGGUAGAACCAACUGAAUCCGAAGACAAGGAAGAACUAGACCGUUUUUGUGAAGCGAUGAUCUCAAUUCGCAAAGAAAUUCAGGAUAUCGAGGAAGGUCGUCUAGAUAUACGAGUUAAUCCAUUGAAAAUGGCCCCUCACACACAAAAACAAACGAUUUCAUCCGAAUGGAACCGUCCGUAUUCUAGAGAGCAAGGGGCUUUCCCAGCGCCGUUUGUCAAACCUGAGACUAAGGUUUGGCCAACUGUCGGACGUAUUGACGAUCUAUAUGGUGACAAGCACCUGGUUUGCACUUGCCCACCCAUGGUUCCGGACUAUGAAUAGGUUACUUAUAAGAUUUACAAAAAAAAAAUAAAGUAUAAAAA